AUGGUCCUCGAUCCGUUUACCUCACUCUCUUUGGCUAGUGCGGUAUGCCAGUUCAUCGACUUUUCUGGCAACUUGUUCUCCCAGUCGCGCAAGAUUUACAAGAGCUCUACGGGAUACGACGAUGGUACCGACUUGUUAUUGGCAAUAACCAAUGACCUGCGCUCUCUGCUGGAGAACUUGAAGCCGCCCAUCGAUCUAAAUUCCUUAUCUCUCGAAGAAUUGGAGCUUGUCAACCUUGGCAAUAGGUGCAAACGAAUAGCUAACGAGCUUCUUUUGGUUCUGAAUGAUCUGCAGGACGGUAAAACGUCGCGAUGGAGCAGUUUUCGCGCCGCGCUGAAAUCACUGUGGGCACAAGAUCGCAUCGAUGACAUGACCAAGAAACUCGAGUCCUACCGAUCGCAGCUUAUCCUCCGCUUGACAAUUAUGCAGAGGUAA
This is a messenger RNA of Penicillium brasilianum, 435 nucleotides long. Lineage: Eukaryota; Fungi; Ascomycota; Eurotiomycetes; Eurotiales; Aspergillaceae. The record is from the annotation of a GenBank genome assembly.